AUGGCCUCGCCUGCGAACGGAAUGCGACAGACAGCUUCCGCCUCUCGUGUGCUGCGAAGCCAGACCCGGCCGGGGCAGCCGGUGGCGCUGUGGAACAAGUCGCGGUCGAAGCCCGAUGCCCCUCUUGAAUGGGUCGGAUCUCUUGAUAUCUGUGACGAGGUCAUCUGUGAGGAGCUGAAUUUCAAUGAUUUCCGAUGCAAGCCUGCUCCCGUCCCGCAAGCAUCCAGUCCAAGCGACCCGAUUGAAACACAGCCAAAUCCCAAGGAACAGGAAGAACCAUGGAUCUGGGGCAUCACGGAUAAUUAA
Molecule: messenger RNA, 306 nt
Organism: Cordyceps fumosorosea ARSEF 2679
Lineage: Eukaryota; Fungi; Ascomycota; Sordariomycetes; Hypocreales; Cordycipitaceae
Product: metalloprotease 1
Exons: 2
Coding region: 1-306 (101 amino acids)
Source: RefSeq, a predicted model, not a curated record